AUGAAGGAUGUUGGUAUUUGGACAAUUUUCAAAGUUAUUUUGAAUCACUCACAUCCUUGUUGUGCAGACUUGGCUGAGAUGCUCAAACAACACAGGGAGCUUAGCAUGUUCAUGCAUCGCACCAUCGAAACCCACGAGGAAGCCGAAAUCAGACCGAGUAAAACUUACCAAUCAUUUGUGGUAGCAGCUGGCAGCCACCGUGAACUAGGUUUUAUAGAAAAAGACAUCUGGAAUUACAUCACAAGGAAAGUACGGAAUAUUUCCGAAGAAGACGAUGCCAAAGAAUUUGGGAAGUACCUAGUUAGAAUGAAAGAGAAGAACCAAAAUUUCUUCUUUGAACUCAACCUUAAAGGUGAUCACUGCAUUAAACAUGCAUUCUGGGCUGAUGCAAGAAGCAGGGCUACAUUUGAUUAUUUCAGAGAAGUGGUUUCAUUUGACACCACCUAUAACAGAAAUAGAUAUUCGGUUCUUUCAAAACAUAUUUUGGGUGUUCAGUACAAUUUGGUUUUAGGUUCUUUUGUUGCCGUGAAUCACCACAGCCAGUCGACACUUCUUAGAUGCACGCUGAUGAAAAAUGAGGAUAUCCAAUCAUUCAAAUGGCUAUUUGAGUGUUGGCUACGUUGCAUGGGAUGGAAGGCACCAAAACGUAUUCUUACCGAUCAAUGCGCAUCGAUUCAAAGGGCAAUUGAGCUGUGCAUGCCAACAACAAUUCACCGCUAG
Arachis stenosperma is the source of this 720-nucleotide messenger RNA. Its product is annotated as protein FAR-RED IMPAIRED RESPONSE 1-like. The transcript has 2 exons. Lineage: Eukaryota; Viridiplantae; Streptophyta; Magnoliopsida; Fabales; Fabaceae. Bases 1 to 720 code for a protein of 239 amino acids. The record is from RefSeq and is a predicted model, not a curated record.